AUGGCGACAGCAGACUUGAUUCUCAUCACAGCAGGACCGUUCCAGUUUCUAGCCAAGUUUGAGUCUGCAGCGCCAAAGACUGUGUCGACUUUCGCAAACCUGCUUCCUUAUCGUCAGAAACUCAUCCACGUCCGAUGGAGCGGCGAGGGUCUGUGGAUCCCGUUGGGAGAACAUGACUUUCACGUAAGCUAUGAGAACCACACCUCUCAUCCAGCAGCGGGACAGAUUCUCUUGUACCCUGGCGGGUUUUCUGAGACGGAAAUCCUGUUCUGUUAUGGAGGGGUGUCUUUUGCCAGCAAGAUGGGCCCCUUGGCCGCAAACCACUUCUUGACCAUUGUCGAGGGCCACGAGUCGUUGCGAGCUUUGGGAGAGCUGGUCUUGUGGAAAGGGGCUCAGGAUGUUACUUUCGAAGCUGCUGAUUCCGCAAAGUAG
Exophiala spinifera is the source of this 432-nucleotide messenger RNA. RefSeq lists its product as uncharacterized. Lineage: Eukaryota; Fungi; Ascomycota; Eurotiomycetes; Chaetothyriales; Herpotrichiellaceae. The record is from RefSeq and is a predicted model, not a curated record. The coding region runs from base 1 to 432 and encodes 143 amino acids. The transcript has a single exon.